This is a messenger RNA of Chara braunii, 1478 nucleotides long. Lineage: Eukaryota; Viridiplantae; Streptophyta; Charophyceae; Charales; Characeae. The record is from the annotation of a GenBank genome assembly.
GCUUGAAAUUCAGUUCUGCUGUGUGUUAUUAUUGAGUGCAGGUCCACUUCUUCAAGGCUCCAACAGUCAGCAUUCAGCUCAACCAAAUGGAAACUUGUUUUUUGCAUCCCUUCAAAUGGCCCAACAAGACUGCUGUACAUGGAAUCGCUGCCGACUAUUCAGUGAGAGUUGCCUCCUGUUCGGAGUCCGUAAGUUGCGUGCUCCCCCUCAGGACAUGCCCCCACUCCAAUUGCACAACAAGGACAUGCGCAUUGAUUUCCAGACCUCCAAUGGUCGUCAAGGCUGCCUUUGCUGCACCUUCUCGUUGGGCGGAACAAAUUCUUGAUUCAGAUGCUCCUAAGUCGCACAGAAGACGGCGAUUGCACAGCUCAUUGGUGAGAGCAGGUGUCGGGGAAUCCGACAAGGAUGUUGUGCAGGAUGUUCGAAAUGACCUUAACGAGGGUGCAUCAACAUCCAGAGGGGCUGGAGAUGACGGCGCGUCGUCAGCUCCGCAAAGCAUUCCGUUUUCGGAUUAUGCGAGGGCUAGUGGUGUAUCGAUUACGGAACUCGUUACCCUAGAGCCAGGCGCCUUUCCGUUUAAAGAUGACGACUCUGAAGAGGCAGGUCCUACGGCCGAAGAGGCAAACGCGUUUGCAGUCAAGUCUGGUUCCUUGCUAUCCAGCACGAAACGAGGCGGGCGAGGAGCACAGGUUGCAGAUAUCCUAUAUGUGUUUGGUGGUCUUCUAGACCGUCCAUUUAGUGAUGGUGAUAUGAUCGCGAAGGCUGGGCGCAUUGCCAUUGAAAGGCUCCAAGGAGACGUGAAAGAGCUGUUCCAGCACGAUGAUGUAGAUCAGCAGUUGCUGUUUGAGUUGGAGAGGUGUCUGAAGUUGUUGAAUGUUCACAUAGAUCUUAUUGGAGCUGCAAAGAAGCGCGAGACUUUGCUGCAAAGGCUAGAAGAAGCGAAGGUACCAUGCAGGCAAGCAAUGCAGAUAGCUGAAAACUUGUAGACAGGGUCGACCCUGUUCACACUUGAAAGCAUUCUGGCGGCUUUGACUUCCGGUUAUUUGUCUAUUGCUGCAGGCAAGUUUCAGUGGCGAAUUGUGUUAACUUAUCGCCGAUGGGAAUUGAUGCAUUGCAUAAUCCUUGGAGCACCAUGGCAUCACCCACAUCCUUUGCUCCCGUAAGUUGUUGCAUCUUUGUUUUCAACUCUGGUUCUCUUCCAUUUUUUCACUUCACAACUUCAGAAUGUAGAGAGAGGUGUUUGCUCCUUCUUUCAAAUCGUAGUGAUGGAUUCCGCGUUUAGUGUUUUAACUAUUUCUCAUUGAAGAUCUUUCUCUUCCAAUGUGAGUUUCUCAUGAAUCACUGUGCAUUUUUCUUUUAUAUACUAUCUACUAGAACAUAGUGGUCUACUGGAAAAUCAUUUCUCUGAUGUAUGGAUCUAAUACAUGAUGUUAAUGUAAGGUUCUCCGAAAGAUGUGAAAUGAACUCAGCUUUCGCAG